AUGGACAAGAACCUUGCCGAAAAUUCCGGCAGUUUCGUUCACAGAGACGAACCAAAGAAUGCCGGUGACACGCCGCAUUCUCCGCCAAAAGCGGAUCCCAAACCUGACGGCGACACCGCCAAAGCGGAACCCCCGGCUCCGACGGUGCAUCAUGGAGGAAACAGGGAGGAGAAAGAAGAGGCUGUGGAGUGUCCUCUCCCGAGCCUCGAGAAGGUUUCAGAAGACAUUGACCAAUUGCUCGUGACUUUGCAGUGGAACCACGACGAUGAUAAAGAUAGCAACAAAGGAAAUGCAGAGAGGAACAUUGAGAUCCCUGGUUUCGUGGAGAGGUACUUGGAUCUGGUGGAGGAGAAGAUAGUGAAAUAUGACACAGGAGAAGGCAAAGCCAAAUGGGUAGAAGUUGUGGAGGAAGAUUCGUGGUUGCUGGAAACCGUGCAUCGGAUUUCCAAGUUGAUGAAUUUGCUGACUCAUCAUAACGAACCGAAAGAAGGAAACAAUGGUCAAAGAGACUCGCUGGUGAACCGUAUUGGCUCCAUUCAACAGCGUGCGAUGUCGUAUUUGGAGGAGGACUUCCGUCUGUUAAUGGAAGAAUCUAGAAACCCAACAGAAUUAGAUCCCGGCGGAAACAAUCAGAAUAACAACAACGACUCCAAAGGGAAACAAGUAGCAUCAGAACAACAAGACGUGCAGGAUCACGAUCAUCAACAACCAGAAUCCGAAACCACUUUCCCGGGUUACCCGGAGGAGGCCAUCGCCAGCCUGAGAAAAAUCGCCGCCGAGAUGUUAUCCGGCGGCUACGAAUCGGAGUGCUGCCAGGUCUACAUUAUAUCCAGAAGGAACGCGUUCGAAGAGAUCCUCCAGAAGCUAGGAUUGGAGAGGAUCAGCAUCGAUGAAAUGGUCCAGAAGGUGCAAUGGGAGACCCUGGCCAGAGACAUGAUCCCCGCCUGGAUCAACACGUUCAAGCAAUGCGCCGCCGUAUACUUCCCCGGCGAGCGGAGGCUGGCGGAGACCGUGUUCGCUGAUAACCCCUCGGUAGCCGCAGGGCUCUACAGCAGCCUCUCCCGCGGCGUUGUCAUUCAGCUUCUCAACUUCGCUGAGGGCGGAGCUAUGACAAAGCGCGCCGGAGAGAAGCUUUUCAAGCUCCUGGACAUGUACGAGACCCUCAGGGACGUGAUCCCGAAGCUCGACGGGCUAUUCCCAGAAGAAUCAGUGGAGGAGCUGAAGACGGAAAUGAACCUGGCCAAGUUACGACUUGGGGAGGCCGCCAUCUCCAUCUUCUGCGACCUAGAGAACUCAAUUAAAUCCGAGACAGCUAAAACUGCGGUCCCAGGCGGAGCAGUGCACCCGCUCACACGCUACAUUAUGAACUACCUCAACAUAGCAGGGGACUAUAAAGAAACAUUGGAGCAAGUUUUUAAGGAGUACUCAAAGAUCGAGCGCGCCGACUCAACGAGCAAUGCGCGGCACGAAAACGGCGGCGUUUGGGAUAAGGGAGCAUCUUCGCCGUUCACGGCACAGGUGAUGAGGGUGAUGGAGUUGCUGGACGCGAGCCUAGAUGGAAAGGCUCGGUUAUACAGGGACGUGUCGCUGAGCAAUUUCUUCAUGAUGAACAACGGAAGGUACAUUCUGCAGAAGAUAAAGGGGUCGCACGAGAUGAGCCAAGUGAUGGGUGACACGUGGUGCAGGAAGAAGUCUUCUGAGUUAAGAACUUACCAUAAGAACUAUCAGAGGGAAACUUGGAACAGGGUGCUGGCGUGUCUGAACCAAGAAGGGUUGAACGUGAAUGGGAAGGUGUAUAAGCCUGCGCUGAAGGAGAGGUUCAAGAGCUUCAAUGCAAUGUUCGAUGAGAUUCACAGGACGCAGAGCACGUGGGUGGUGAAGGACGAACAGCUUCAAUCGGAGCUUAGGGUUUCCGUUUCGUCAGUGGUGAUUCCGGCUUACAGGUCCUUCAUUGGUAGGUUCUCGCAGUAUUUGGACCCCGGAAGACAGACAGAGAAGUAUAUAAAAUACCAAGCAGAAGACAUAGAGACUUAUAUUGAUGAGUUGUUUGACGGGAAGCCUCACCAGUCCAUUGCUAGAAGGAAAACAUAA
Messenger RNA from Abrus precatorius (Indian licorice), 2091 nucleotides. RefSeq names its product exocyst complex component EXO70B1-like. Gene Ontology annotation, molecular function: phosphatidylinositol-4,5-bisphosphate binding. The record is from RefSeq and is a predicted model, not a curated record. Gene Ontology annotation, cellular component: exocyst. Bases 1 to 2091 code for a protein of 696 amino acids. Gene Ontology annotation, biological process: exocytosis. The transcript has a single exon. NCBI's taxonomy places the organism in Eukaryota, Viridiplantae, Streptophyta, Magnoliopsida, Fabales, Fabaceae.